Messenger RNA from Marmota flaviventris (yellow-bellied marmot), 855 nucleotides. It is a transcript of the gene Ermn, whose product is annotated as ermin. Gene Ontology annotation, molecular function: actin filament binding. The record is from RefSeq and is a predicted model, not a curated record. Gene Ontology annotation, biological process: morphogenesis of a branching structure; regulation of cell shape; actin filament organization. Lineage: Eukaryota; Metazoa; Chordata; Mammalia; Rodentia; Sciuridae. Gene Ontology annotation, cellular component: myelin sheath; neuronal cell body; extracellular exosome.
AUGACAGAUGUUCCUGGGACAUUUAGUGGGGCUGAGUGUAAUGGGGAUAGUCUUCCUGAAACUGUUCAGCAACCUACCACUAAAAUCAAUGAGGAUGCAACUGAUAUGGACCGGACCCUACCAGACUACAGGGUUGAACCAGGUCCUGAAGAUGUGCCCACAAAAGGAAAUCAGGAAGAAAGAGGAAAAUCACAAGGGAACAUUCUACUCAACUGUUCCAUGGAUGAGAAGAUUCUAAAAGAAAACCCAGAAGAUCACCUCUUUAUUGUUCAUAAGGCUAUCACAGAUCUGUCUCUCCAAGAAACAAGUGCUGAAGAAAUGACAUUCAGAGAAGGGCAUCAGUGGGAGAAGAUUCCUCUGAGCCGCAGUAACCAGGAAAUAAAUAGUCCAAAAGAAAGAAUUGCCAAACAACCUCUAGAAGAGAGAGAAAACGAGGAUAGGAAGAACAAAGCUCACCAGGCAGCACAAAUUGAAUGGUUGGGAUUUCGCAAACCUAGCGAAGUUGACAUGCUGCAUUCUCAACAUGGUGAGCAGGAAGAGGUUUGGAAUGAAGAAGCUCCUGAGGAUAAUGAUGAUGAUUACAAUGAUGAUGAAGAUGAAGUUCGAGUGAUAGAAUUCAAGAAAAAAUAUGAAGAAGGUUCUCAAUUUAAAGAAGAAACCGAUGCAAGUGAGGACUCCCCACUGAGCAGCCCCAGCUCCCAACCUGUGACACCCGAUGAGCAGCCAACAUUAGGAAAGAAGGGAGAUAUCUCCAGAAAUGCUUAUUCAAGAUACAAUACAAUAUCCUAUCGGAAAAUAAGGAAGGGAAACACCAAGCAAAGAAUUGAUGAAUUCGAGUCUAUGAUGCAUUUAUGA